GACGGUUAUUACGUACAAUAUUUAACUAGUUUUCAUUUUUAUCUAAUAAAUGCCGAAUUUUCAUUUUUUUUUUUUACAAAUAAAGCAUCGCUAGUUAAAUGUUAUAGAUAUUGUUAAAAUGGUGUUGGGUAAAUUAAUAUUACUGUUUAUAACAACAAUAACUGCUACUGCAUUAAUACAAGAAAGAGAAUUGGCAAGGGAUGAACGUACAGUAAUUGAUUCAAUUAUUAGAACUAAGGAUGCUAAAAGAAAAAACUUAUAUGUUGGUGGUUGUAUUGGAAUGCCAGAUGCACCGAUUAAUGGAAAUAUAAGAUGUUCUACAGAUAGUGGAUGUAUUGCUCGUUGUGAUGAUGGUCAUCAAUUUCCAAGUGGAGCAAAUCAAUUAGCUGUAACAUGUAGUAAUGCAAAGUGGUAUGUUUCUGGCACUGACUGGAGUACAAUACCACAUUGUGAACCAAUAUGUAUGCCAAAUUGUCAAAAUAGUGGAAUUUGUUUCGCACCGGAUCAAUGUUAUUGUCAAGAAAAUUUUUCUGGACCACAAUGCCAAUUUGAAAAUAAACCAUGUUUGGAUUCUGUGCCAUCUGUUCUUAAUUCUCAUAGACGUUGUGAUUCUAAAUUUUGUACCAUAUCUUGUUUGAAAAAUUUUGUAUAUCCAGAUGGGUCAUCAGUUGCUAAUUUGGUUUGUGAAAGUGGUAACUGGGUACCAACCAGAACAGAUUGGGUAUCAAUUCCAGAUUGUACACCUGUUUGCAAUCCACCGUGUCAGAAUGGUGGUAAUUGUCUUCCAAGAAAUGUAUGCCAAUGUCCACAAGAAUUCAGAGGACCUCAAUGUCAAUAUUCAAUGAAUGUCUGUAGCAGUGAAAAACUGAACUUCAACGGUGGUAUUUACUGUAUGGGCUCAGAGAAUAUAAAUUCUUGUAAAUUAAAUUGUCCACUUGGGAUAGAUUUUGAAUUUCCACCAGCAGAUGCUUACAUUUGUAAUUAUGAUACAGGAGUUUUCUUACCACAACCGAUACCUCAAUGCAAAGUUGAUAACAAUAUAAAUAUACACACCGACGGUACUUCGUAUAAUUCGUAUGUUCAUAAAUCUAAUUUUACAUGGUCAUUCGAAAAUAUGUUUGAAUCCAACGAAAGAAAUAAUUCCAGUGACAUUUUUAAAUUACAUAGAGGUGACCAAAUAAUAGAGGAUUUAUUUGGAAUGCUGGAUAAUAGCUUAGUAAUUAUAGAAGAAAAACGACCAGAACCAAAGACUUGUUUUACAUGGGGUGGUGCACAUUAUAAAACUUUUGACGAUCAAAUUUUCAGCUUCGAAAGUAAUUGCAGUCAUACUAUGUUGCAAGAGAAAAACAAUGCUAUUUUAACAAUAACUGUACAAAAUAGUCCAAGUUGCCAAACGGAAUUUCGUUGUUUUAAAAUUAUUAAACUUUUUGUUGGUGAAAAAGAAUACACUCUUUCACGAAAUGAAAGAGAUAUACCUGAAUUUCGUAGCAUUAAGAAAUCUUUUCCGAUACCAGUUCAAUUACCGGGUUUACGCGUUGAGAUGUCAGCACACUUCAUUAUUGUUUAUUUAGACUCUCUAGGAGUUAAAUUGAAAUGGGAUGGAGCAUUGUUAGUACAAAUAGAUGCUUCUGAAACUAUGUGGAAUAGAACAGUAGGUUUAUGUGGAAGAAUGAAUGGUGAUCAUAACGAUGAUUUGAUAGGCAAAACUGGGAAUCAUCCGACAAGUAUUAAAGCAUUAGCCAAUAGUUGGCAAGUUAAAAAUAUUGGUGAAACAUGUAACGAAAAUCUAAAAGAACAGCAUUCUUGCCCAUCACAUUCGCAGCUUGGCCAAGAAGCUUAUGAAUUUUGUACACAAUUAUUAUCAGAUAAUAAAUUUCGAAGUUGCUCAAGUACAUUGAAGAUUUCAGAUUUGGAAUUAGCUUGCGUUUGGGAUUAUUGUGCUUGUAACGAUUUAGAUAGGAGAACUUGUGCCUGCGAAACGAUGAAUGUUUAUGUAAGACAAUGUGCGCAUAAAGGGAUUGUUUCUUUGGCUGGCUGGAGGAAUAAAGAUCUUUGUUCAAUGCAAUGCACAAAAGGACGUAUUUACAUGCCAUGUGGACCAAAAGCACAACCUUCUUGUGGUUCCGAUAUUGAAUUUAAUAUAAAUGAUGCAGAUUGCGAAGAAGGAUGUUUCUGUCCUAAAGGUUCUUUGAUGCAUGAAGAUAAGUGUGUACCACAAGAAGAAUGUCCUUGUAGAUUAAGAGGAAAAUUAUUUCAACCUGGAGCAAGCGUUGCAAAAGAUUGCAAUACUUGUACGUGUACUUCUGGCAAAUGGAUUUGCACGCAAGUUCAGUGUAGUGCUAGAUGUGCUAUCAUUGGAGACCCACAUUAUACAACUUUUGAUGGGAAACAUUAUGAUUUUAUGGGUAAAUGUAAAUAUUAUCUAUUGAAAGGCGAGGAUUAUAGCAUUGAAAGUAAAAAUGUUGCAUGUUCCGGAGCAAUAUCAGAAUCUUUAGGUUUUACUCCCUCUGAGACGCCUUCUUGCACAAAGACAGUAACAAUAAGAACAGAAAAAACAACUAUCCAGUUAAAACAAGAUAAACAAUUAGUUAUCAAUGGAGAAGAUAUUAAUAAAUUGCCACUUUCUGUUAAUGGAAUUAAAAUACAAACUGCGAGUAGCAUAUUUAUUGUUGUUCGUAUGUUGAAUGGUUUAGAAGUAUGGUGGGAUGGCAUAUCUCGUGUUUACAUUAAUGCACCAGCAGAAUUUCAUAGUAAAACAAAAGGACUGUGUGGAACAUUUUCUAAUAAUCAGAAAGAUGAUUUUAUAACGCCAGACGGUGAUAUUGAACAGGUAGUAACUCUGUUUGCUAAUAAAUGGAAAACGAGCGAACAAUGUUUAGAUGUUCAUGAAAGAGAACCAAAACAUCCUUGUGAUUUGAAUCCACAAAAGCGUACUUUUGCGAAAGAGUCUUGUUCUAAAUUGUAUACUGAUAUAUUUGCUGAUUGUCACUGGUAUGUGGAACCAGAAGUAUUUUACAAAGAUUGUUUAUACGACAUGUGUACAUGUACGACUGAUAUCAAGAAAUGUUUCUGCCCCAUAUUAUCAGCAUAUGCAAAAGAUUGUGCAGCGGCAGGAAUAAAAUUAUUAUGGCGUUAUGAAGUUCAAGAAUGUAGCAUCCAAUGUCCUGGAGGUCAAGUAUAUCAAAUUUGUGGCAAUAGUUGUAAAAGAUCAUGUGGAGAUAUAUCUUUUAAUCCAGAUUGUAAAGAAGAAUGUGUAGAAGGUUGUAAUUGCCCUGAGGGUCAAACGUUGGAUAUUACAGGUGAAUGUAUUCCAAUUGGUCAAUGUCCAUGUAUUUAUUCAGGUAUUGAAUUCAAAGCUGGUUAUCAAGAAAUACGACCUGGACAGAAAGGGCAAGAUUUAUGCACUUGUAUAGGUGGUAAAUGGGAUUGCAGACUGGCUACGUCAGAAGAGCUUAAAAAACAUCAAUCAGCUAAUUAUACAUCAGUUCAUUGUUCUGAAACAAAGAAUUUAGAAUUAACAGAUUGUGAGCCAGUAAAACCAAGAACAUGUUACAAUAUGCACAUACCGGUUAUGGAAAGUCCAAUUACUUGUCAACAAGGAUGUAUUUGUAAAUCUGGUUAUGUUUUGGAUGUAAUCAAUGGUAUUUGCAUUAAGGAAGAUGAAUGUCCUUGUCAUCAUGGAGGAAAAAGUUAUAAAGAUGGAUCGAUAAUACAAAGCGAUUGUAAUACUUGUCAAUGUGCAAGCGGUAAAUGGAAUUGCACAAAUAGAAUAUGUGCAGGUGUUUGUUCUGCAUGGGGUGAUUCUCACUACGAAACGUUCGAUGGGAAAUUGUUUAAUUUCCAAGGUGUAUGCGAUUAUAUUUUAGCAAAAGGUGCCCUCAGUAAAGAAGAAACAUUUUAUAUCUCUACCCAAAAUGUUCUUUGUGGAACAACCGGAGUAUCCUGUUCUAAAUCCAUAACACUUAAAGUAGGACACGGUGCGAAUCAAGAAUUAAUUACACUAACAAAAGGAAAAGCAUUGCCUAAAGGAAACUUUAAAAGGAUUGCAAUUAGGACAGUAGGUUUAUUCGUGUUCCUUGAUGUGCCUGAUUUAGGUUUAGUACUACAAUGGGACAAAGGUACUAGAGUUUAUAUUAGAUUAAACCCAAAAUGGAAAGGACAUACGAAAGGUCUUUGUGGUGAUUACAAUGAUAAUAGCGAGGAUGAUUUCAAAACACCUUCCGGUGGUAUUUCUGAAGUUUCUUCUAAUUUGUUUGGAGAUUCAUGGAAGAUAAACGAUUUUUGUCCUGAACCCAAAGAUAUUAAAGAUCCAUGCGAGCAACAUCCAGAACGUAAAUUAUGGGCUAUCGAAAAAUGUAACAUUUUAAAAUCUGAUCUUUUCCGAUCAUGUCACUCUGAAGUGGAUAUUGAAUUUUAUGUGAAAAAUUGUAUCUUUGAUACAUGUAGUUGUGAUACAGGUGGCGAUUGUGAAUGUCUUUGCACAUCAUUAGCAGCAUAUGCUCAACAAUGUAAUGCUAAAGGUGUUCCUAUAAAAUGGCGUUCCCAAGAUCUUUGUCCAAUACAAUGUGAUAAAGAAUGCAGUUCCUAUUCCCCAUGUAUUUCAACAUGUCCUCACGAAACUUGUGAUAAUUUAUUAACUAUUAAAGAUAACUUACAUCUAUGUUCACAAGAUGCAUGCAUCGAAGGUUGUUUAUUUAAACCGUGUGCCAAUGGUUAUAUAUAUAAAGAUGCUAAUUAUACGGAAUGUAUUCCUAAAGCAACAUGCAAGCCAAUAUGUGCAGAAAUUAAUGGGACUGUUUUCUUGGAAGGUGAUGAAGUUAGCAACGAUGAUUGCCAAACUUGUUUCUGUAGUCGUGGUAAAGUAAUAUGUCAAGGUGGACCAUGUGUAACUGUUCCUACAAUUCCUAUAAUUCCUACAAUUCCUUUGGAAGAAUCAUUAAAAUGUGUCGAUGGUUGGUCUGCUUGGAUUAACAAAGAUCAAAAUGUAAAAGGAGUAAAAUUAAAUGAUAUUGAACCAUUACCAAACUGGAUUGAGUUGGCAUCAAUCGAGGGUUCAGCUAUUUGUACAAAGGAACAAAUGAUUGAUAUACAAUGUCGAUCAGUAGAAAAUUAUUUAAGUCCAAAAGAAAGUGGCUUGGAUGCAGAAUGUAGUUUAGAACGUGGCCUUUAUUGCAAAUCGCUGCCAGAUUUGCCAUGCAUAGAUUUUGAAAUUAGUGUUUUGUGUCAGUGUUCUCCAGAAACUACAGCAACGUCAACUACAGUUUUAACUUCUACCGAAAUAUUGAACAACAAUGUUUGCGAAUUAGAAAAUUCUUAUAAAAAGCAUCCAACAGAUUGUCAUAUAUUUUAUCAGUGUGCUCAUAAUGUCUGGGUUGAGAAAACAUGCGACUCUGAUAUGUUUUACAAUCCAAAUUUUCAAGUAUGCGAUUGGCCAGCUAAUGUUAUACUUAUAAGACCAGAAUGUUAUAUCAAACAAACGACUCUGAAUAAAGAAGUCCAAUGGACCAAAAAUACUACCACAUCUUAUGAAAAUACACUGAUUACAACGGAGGAGAAAAAAGUUACAACUACAAGAUUAUGCAAAGUUGAUGAAAAAUGGAACGAUUGUGCUAUUAAAUGUAGUCAAACUUGCGAAUACUAUAGUUUUUCUUUAUCAGAACAAGGCCUUUGUAAAGGAGACACAGAUUGCAUUCCAGGAUGUGUAUCAUUAAAAAGAACAGAAUGUCCUUCGUCUAAAUUUUGGAAAGAUUUUGAAACAUGCGUUGACUCGGUCGAUUGUACUUGCAAAUCUCACAAUGGAGAAAGUAUCAAACCAGGCAACGUGGUUAAAGAAAGCGAGUGUGAAAUAUGUCAAUGUAUUCAUAAUUAUUAUACAUGCGAUAAAACUGUGUGCACGAAUGUUACUCAUCAAGUUGAGCCAUCGUCAUCUACAUCUACACCUACGUUUAAUUAUGAGACAAAGCCUUCAACUUGGAUUACUACAGAAAAAAAUAUAAUUAUUGUAACCAGUACUGUAACUCCACCUGAACAAUGCGAUAGUGGUAGAUAUAUACCACUUAUUCAACAAUCUGCAACAAAUGAAGUUUCUUUUAAUGCUAGCAGUAGUAAUGGCAUUAGAUUUCAACCUGAGAAUGCAGUAUUUGAUAAUCAAAUAACAAAGGAACCAAUUAGAAGUUGGCAACCACAAUUUGUUGAUAAAAAUCAAUGGUUUACUAUAGAAUUUCAACAUCCUUUACCAAUUUAUGGUAUCAUCUUAAAAGGUUCUCCUAUUGAUGAUAAAUUUGUAACAAGUUAUCAAAUACUUUUUUCCGAUGAUGGUCAUGCAUUUUCAUACCUAAUGGAUAAUACAAAACAACCACGUAUAUUUAGAGGACCCGUUGACAGUAUCGAGGCAGUUGAACAAAAGUUUUAUGAACCUAUCGAAGCUAAAAUUAUUCGAAUAAAUCCUUUGACAUGGCAUAAUGGAAUUGCUAUCAAAGUUGAACUACUUGGUUGCGAAGAAAAUGUAAUUGAAACUACGACUAAGCUUGAUAUAUUAUCGACUAUAACAGAAUUUUUUGAUACAACAACUGUUAAAUAUUUCGAAAAAAUUAUAAACCCAGUGUGCGAAGAUUCCAUGGGGUUGGACAAUGGAUUGAUGUCAGACGCACAAAUUUCUGCAUCCUCUUCCUUCGACGAUUUAUUAUCAAGUCUCAAAUUAUCAGCACCAGGAAUAUGGAGACCUAAAUUGGAUAAUUUAAAUCAAUACGUUCAAUUUGACUUUUUGGAACCACGAAUUAUAACAGGAAUUAAAACUAAAGGAGAUAAUAAUAUAUGGACAACUGUAUACAAAAUUUCUUACAGUAUUGAUGGUCGUCAAUGGAAUCCAAUCAUUAAUGACGAUAACAUCGAAGUUGAAUUUUUAGGAAAUUUUGAUUCUAUCAAUAUUAAAACUAAUUUAUUUGAGAAACCAUUGCGAACAAGAUAUUUAAAAAUACAACCAAUAAAAUGGCAUGAGCAUAUUGGAUUGAAAGUCGAAGUACUUGGAUGUUUCUCACCAUAUCCUAUAAUAACAACAGAAUUGCCUACUUCGACAGAAUUAAUUAUAACAGAAUGUAAUACAUGUGAUGGUAUAUUAAUAGAAAAUACAACUACGUGUAAUUGCGAUCAAUCUCUUUGGUGGAAUGGAGAAACUUGUGUUUCCAAACAAAACUGUCCAUGUGUUGUUGGUCAUAUCUCGUAUGCUGUCGGAUCAAUUUAUGAGUCAGAAAAUUGUCAACAAUGUACUUGUACUUUGGGUGGUGUAUCUUCCUGUAUACCAAAGAAAUGUGAACCGUGUUCUGAGCCAGGAAUGCAAUCAGUUAUCAUAGAAUUAUGCAGUUGUAUUUGUAAAUCUUGUCAAUAUGGUACAAGAUACUGUCCAACAAGUAACACUUGUUUAAAUGAAACUUUAUGGUGCAAUGGAGUACAGGAUUGUCCUGAUGACGAGAAGGACUGUCCAAAAACUGAAAAACCCAGUAAUCGCUUCGAUUUUACGGAUGUAGUUAAAUAUACAACCACCCCAAUUCCUACUAAAACCACUGUUCCAGUUCCUUCAGUUCAAUGCGAAAAACCUAUAUGUCCUAUUGGAUAUAAGACAGUUAUACGGGGUGGUUGGAAUAAACAUCAUAUAAGUAAAGCUUAUAGCAAUGUUUAUGAACAUACUUUUAUCGAUAAUAAUAAUAUUUUUACGAAAGGAAAACGAAGACCUACUAAGCAUUCAACUAAAAAGAAUAAUAGAAAAUCAUGGAAAUAUCAUGAAACUGUUAACCAUGAAAUUUAUAACAGCCAAGGAAGUAUGUUUUGUUCACAUUUUACAUGCGUUCCAAUUAAACCACCAUUAGUAUUUGGUGGAAUACCAGAAACAGAUAAUUGUCCAGAAGUAGCAUGUCCUCCAAAUUAUACAAUCAAAUAUGAAAAAAUGAGUAUGUAUAAGAUUGAAAAAUGUCGAAAGUACACAUGUGAGCCUCCGAUACCGUUAGAAGCUAUUUGCAACGUCACAGGAAAAACAUUUAAUACGUUUGACAAUUUAGAAUAUAAAUAUGACAUAUGCAAUCAUAUUUUAGCGAGAGAUAUGUAUGGAAAUAAAUGGUAUAUAACAUUGGAAAAAUUAUGCGAUGGUAUACAAUGUUCAAGAAAUUUAGCAAUAUUUAUUGACGAUGAAGUAAUAGUUUUGUAUCCAGACAUGCACAUAGAUAUCAACGAUUAUACUUAUACAUCAAACCAAGUUGGACGUCUUGGUGAUAGAUUUAAAUUAUUUAAAGUGUCACGUGUUGGUGAUACCAUAUAUCUUAUUUGUAAUCAUUAUGGAUUCUGGGUCAUGUGGAAUAUGGAUACAAAUAUUAAGAUUGGUAUUAAUAAAAAAUUGAAUAGCCUUGUUGACGGGCUUUGUGGUUACUUCGAUGAAAACAUAUUAAAUGAUAAACAAAUGCCGGAUGGAAAACAAUCUAAAAGUACUGUUGAAUUUGGUAAUAGUUGGAUAAUGGAAGGCGCAUUGCAAUGUGAAUCUCAGGCUUGUCCAUAUGAUAUUAAAGAACAAGGAUGGAAAAUUUGUAACACGAUAAAAGAUAGAUCUUUAGCUAUUUGUUCUGGUGUCGUGGAUUUGGAUAAAUUCUUAUCGAGAUGUUUAGAAACAGCUUGCACUUGUUUACGCAGUAAAUCUACUUAUGAUGAUUGUCGUUGCCGGACAUUAACGAGUUUUGUUACAGAAUGUCAGGCUAACAAUCAAAAUAUUGAUUUGUCAACUUGGAGAAAUAUUUAUGAUUGUCCUGGUAAUUGUUCAGCACCGUUCGUGCAUAAAGAUUGUUUCCGGAAUAAAUGCGAACGUAGUUGUAACGAUUUACAAGAAGUUGAUCCUUGUCCAGUUAUGGAAGGUGUUUGCUUUUCUGGUUGUUUCUGUCCAGAGGGUACAGUACGUAAUGGUGAUAACUGUAUUCCAACAAGUGAAUGUCGUGACUGUAUUUGCGAAGGAUUUGGAAAUUCAUUUAUUAGUUUCGAUAGAAAAAAUUUCACAUUCGAAGGAAAUUGUACAUAUAUAUUAUCGAGGGAUAUUGUCAACGAGGCAAAUUUACAACAUAAAGACCAUACAUAUCAGGUCCUAGUUUCCAAUAUUAUUUGUGACACUGGUAUUUGUACUGAGGGUAUUAUUGUUUUGUACGAGUCGCAUGUUAUCAAAAUCAUCCAAGUAUCGAUUGUAAGAACUUUAGUAGAAAUAAAUGUUGAUAAUACAAUAGUGGAAGCAUUGCCUUAUGAAACGCACUGGUUGAAAUUGGAAGAAACGCCUGGAAAAUAUUUGAAAUUAUUAAUACCAGCUAUUCAAUUAGAAAUUACUAUUACGCAACCUAAUUUUGCAUUCACAGUUAGAGUUCCAUCGCGAAUAUUUGGUGAUGCUAUUGAAGGUUUAUGUGGAAAUUGUAAUAAUGAUAUUGAAGAUGAUUUGAAACAACAAGAUGGAAACAUUACAGAUAACGUAGAACAAUUUGGCAACAGUUGGUUGGUUGAUAGUUUACCAGUCGACUACCAUCGAGACAUUCAAAAUUGCAUAUCUAAACAAAAACCUAUAUGCAACUCGCAGAAAGUAGAAAAUGAUUUGUGUAAUCAAAUUUUAAGCACUGUAUUUUCUCAAUGUCAUGAUCUUGUUGAUCCCGAUCCAUAUUUGUCUAUUUGUCAAGAUUCAUUGUGUACUGGAAAAGAUUACUGCGAUAAUUUAGCAGCAUAUGCUAGGAAAUGUGCAGAAACAGGUUUAUGUAUUGAUUGGAGGACAUAUGACAUAUGUCCAUAUACAUGUCCACCAUAUUUACAAUAUAAACCAUGCGGUUUCGAUUGUACUUGUGAUAAUAUUAACGCAGAAAGUAACAAAACAUGUAAUAUGCAGUUUGAAGAAGGAUGCUUCUGUCCAGAAAAUUAUGUACUUCACAAUAACACAUGUAUCGAACAAAAGAAAUGUUUAGUGUGCGACGAAGAUGGUCACAUUGAAGGAGAUAUUUGGUAUUCAGAUAAAUGUACUACGUGUACUUGUCAGAAAAAACGAGUUAAUUGUCAGAAAAUAGAAUGCCCGACGUUAGACACAAUUUGUGAAGAAAAUAUGACACCUAAACUUGUAUCCGGUACUGAAACUGAUUGCUGUCCUAAAUAUUUGUGCAUUGCAGCAACGGAAUCUCCAUUAUGCGAAGAAAUGCAGCAACCGGAAUGUGGAUUUGGACAAGUUAUGAAAUUGCAUACAGAUACUAAAGGAUGUAAAAAAAUUGUUUGUGAAUGUGUACCAACGGAAGAAUGUCCUGUAUUGCAAGACAUUGAAAUAGAAGUUGAAAUAUUGGAACCUGGUAUGGUAACAGCGAUGAAUACAAGUGGUUGUUGUCCGAAAUUGAAUAAGAUUUGUAAUCCACUGAUGUGUCCUUCACCACCAGUUUGUCCUGAUUAUUAUAUACUAAGUGAAAAGCCAUUAAAAAGUGCAUGUUGUUCAUAUUAUGAGUGUAAACCGCCAAAAGAUAUCUGUAUUUAUAAUGCAACAUCAAAUACAGGCUCACAGUAUGUAAUAUCAAAAACUAUUGGAGAAGAAUGGAAAGAAAAUAAUUGUCGAACAUGCGUAUGCGAAAAUUCAGAUUUAGGUCCUGAAAUAAAAUGUUUAACGGUAAAGUGUCCUGAUGUUAAAAUUCAUCCAGAUAUAAGUGAUUUUGUAAUGGAAGAAGUUUUAUUAAACGAUGAAUGUUGUCCGAGUUUGAAACGUGUCGCAUGCAAGGAAGGAGAUCAAAUUUAUAAGGUUGGUGAAACGUGGAAACCAGAUGAAGAAGAUGCAUGCAUUACAAAAGAAUGUAUAGAAGAUGCAAAUAACAUACAAAAUCAAAUCAAAGUACAAAAUUGUAAUGUUUCUUGCGAAUAUGGUUACGAGUAUCAACCAUCUAACGAUAAAAGCAGUGAUUGUUGCGGAAAAUGUGUUGCCAUUGGUUGUGUUGUAAACAAAGAAAUUAAAAGUAUUGGAGAACAAUGGUAUUCCAUUGAUAAUUGUGUCACAUAUUCUUGUCAAUCUGUAGAUGGAAGUUUAUACAUAAAUUCAGUAACCGAGGUAUGUCCUGAAAUUAAUCUAAUCGAUGAAGAAGAAUAUGUGAUUGAGAAAUAUAAUCUGCCUAAUAAAUGUUGUCCAGUUAUCGUUAAAACAGCUUGUCGUGAUGAUGAUAGAAUUUAUCAGAUAGAUGAACAAUGGAAACAUCCAACUAAUGAUUGCAUCACUCAAAUAUGCAAAUCUAGAGAUAAUGAAGCUAUGAAAGUACUGGAUUAUAAAACUUGUUCUGAGGAAUGUCCUAUGGGUUGGAAGUAUCAAGCACCGAAAGAUAAUAAAUGUUGCGGAGAGUGUCAGCAAAUAUAUUGCGUGGAUGAAAAUAUUCUUUACGAACCGGGUGAAACGUGGUCUUUUAACGAUAACUGUACGACAUAUACUUGUUUACAAAAAGAUAAUCAGGUAAUAUAAAAUAAUUUAUUUAGUAUGCAAAUCAAGUGUCAUCCAUGGGUUAAAGUUAGACGUUUAUCGGUCAGGGACACGAUAAUGGUUCAGUUGAGGAUCACAUUGGAAUAUUCUCAUAGUGGUCUCGACCGACCUGUGGCUAGCUGUUGGGCUUAG
This is a messenger RNA of Polistes canadensis, 11632 nucleotides long. RefSeq names its product hemocytin (gene Hml). The transcript has 45 exons. Gene Ontology annotation, molecular function: chitin binding; protein binding. NCBI's taxonomy places the organism in Eukaryota, Metazoa, Arthropoda, Insecta, Hymenoptera, Vespidae. Gene Ontology annotation, cellular component: extracellular region; extracellular matrix. The record is from RefSeq and is a predicted model, not a curated record.